ACCAGGCUUUCAACCUUUUUGUCGUGUUGUUGUCCAGCUCAAAUUGAGGCAGGCAGAUAGCGAGAGAGCUAAGGGAGCAAAGCCGCUUAGGACCCCGGAGCAAAGCUCGAGCUGCAAAACUGACGCUUCCUCGGUUCGCAGCGGACCUUCUGGAACCUUCCACCCUAGCCGAUGGGGGCGAUGGUGGCACGGCAAAUGUACUGAAAAGGGGAGGAGGAAGAAAGAAGAUGGCGGGAGUGUUGCCGAAGCAGCGGGAUGCAGGUUGGUUAUGGCGGUAUCGAUAUAUUUGAACUCCCUGACUGAAGAUGAUUUUCCUAAAAGAAGAACUUAACACGCAUGAACAAGUGAACCUGGGUACAUAACCAAUAAGAUCAUGUACUUUAUUUAUGCAUAUUUCACUCCAGAAUAAUUUCACUGCUGAAAACAAUGGCGUCCUUUCAUCUGUGGAAGUUAUCGUCACAAAAGCUAGGGUUUUUUUUGGUAACGUUUGGAUUCAUAUGGGGAAUGAUGUUACUGCACUUUACCAUCCAACAACGGACACAACAUGAAAGCAGUACUAUGCUUCGGGAGCAGAUUCUGGACCUCAGUAAACGAUACAUCAAGGCAUUAGCAGAAGAAAACCAAAAUGUCGCUGAUGGGCCAUACGUUGGCACGAUGACUGCAUAUGAUUUGAAGAAGACGUUGGCUGUUCUCCUUGAUAAUAUUUUACAACGCCUUGGAAAGUUGGAGUCCAAAGUAGACAACAUGAUGAUCUUAAAUGGGACAGGGAUAAAUUCUACUAAUGCGACUAUGACUGUGAGCCCUAGCUCUGUCACUGUUGAGAAAGUUAAUGUGGCAGAUCUAAUCAAUGGAGCCCAGGAACAGUGUGAAUUGCCUCCUAUGGAUGGCUUCCCUCACUGUGAGAGCAAAUUGAAGUGGAUGAAGACGAUGUGGCGGUCGGAUCCUUGCUAUGCCAGCUAUGGCGUGGAUGGGUCCAUAUGCUCAUUUUUUAUUUACCUCAGCGAGGUUGAAAAUUGGUGUCCUCCUCUGCCAUGGAGAGCAAAAAGUCCUCGGGAAGAAACAGACCAACAGAACUUGGCUGAAAUUCGAACAGACUUCAAUUACCUCUUUAAAAUGAUGUCUGUACAUGAUGAAUUUCGAUGGAUGCGAUUAAGAAUAAAUCGAAUGGCAAGUGCUUGGAUAGAGGCUGUAAAAUCACUUGCUGAAAAACAAAAUUUAGAAAUCAAACGUAAAAAGAUUCUCAUCCAUCUUGGCCUCUUGACAAAGGAAUCGGGAUUUAAGAUUGCAGAGAAUGCCUUCAGUGGUGGCCCUCUUGGUGAAUUAGUUCAGUGGAGUGAUUUGAUUACAACCCUUUACCUGCUGGGCCAUGACAUUAGGAUUUCAGCCUCACUGGCUGAACUAAAAGAAAUAAUGAAGAAAGUGAUGGGUAACCGGUCAGGUUGCCCGACUCGUGGUGAUAAGAUUGUAGAACUAAUCUAUAUUGAUAUUGUUGGUUUGACACAAUUUAAGAAGACACUCGGCCCAUCUUGGGUUCAUUAUCAAUGUAUGCUUAGAGUGUUGGAUUCAUUUGGUACGGAACCAGAAUUUAACAGUGCUCAAUAUGCUCAGUCUAAGGGCCAUAAGACACCAUGGGGUAAAUGGAACCUGAACCCACAACAGUUCUACACCAUGUUCCCUCAUACACCUGACAACAGCUUCCUGGGAUUUGUGGUUGAACAACACCUCAAUGCCAGUGAUAUUAGUCAUCUUGAUGAUAUCAAAAGGCAAAAUCAGUCACUUGUAUAUGGCAAAGUGGAUCACUUUUGGAAGGAUAAAAGGUCUUACUUGGAUAUAAUCCAUAGCUACACAGAGGUCCAUGGCACUGUUCAUGGAACUAGCACACUCCACAUUCCUAGCUAUGUGAAAAACCAUGGGAUAUUGAGUGGACGUGAUCUACAACUUCUCUUAAGGGAAACAAAGUUGUUUGUCGGCCUUGGCUUUCCAUAUGAAGGACCAGCACCUCUGGAAGCUAUUGCUAACGGUUGUGCUUUCUUGAAUCCACUAUUUAAUCCACCGAAAAGUAGUAAGAACACAGAGUUUUUCAAAGGCAAGCCAACACUUAGAGAGUUGACUUCACAGCAUCCCUAUGCAGAAGUGUUUAUUGGAAAACCUCAUGUCUGGACUGUUAACAUUGAUGACCCAGCAGAAGUGGAGCAUGCAGUGAAGGCUAUACUUAAUCAGAAGAUUGAGCCAUAUUUGCCCUACGAGUUCAACUGUGAAGGAAUGUUGCAGAGAGUCAGUGCUUUUAUUGAAAAUCAGGAUUUCUGCCAUGGUCAGGUGAUGUGGCCUCCACUGAGCAUCCUUCAAGUUAAAGUUGCGGCUCCCAGGCAGUCAUGUAAGCAGGUCUGUCAAGAAAAUAAACUCAUAUGUGAACCUUCCUUCUUUCAACAUCUGAACAAAGACAGUGAUUUGCAGAAGUAUGGAAUUGAAUGCUUGUCAUUUGAAUCUGUGAAUGAUAUUGUUGUUCCGGCUUAUGACGAAAACAAGAAACGUUGCUUUUUCCAGAGUGAUUUGCUGCUGUUCAGUUGUGCAGGUUCAAAUGGAAACCAUAAAAGGAUCUGCCCAUGCAGAGACUAUAUGAAAGGACAAGUUGCCCUGUGCCAAGAAUGUGUAUAGCAGUUGCUUAUCAAAUUCCAAAGUAGAUUGUGCUUAAAGGUAGGGGAUAGUAAGUCUUCAUAAAAAGAAAGCAUUUGGUUAAUUGUUUCUGAAGGCAUCCCUCAAAAAAAUGAAGGAAAAUGUUUUUUUAUUUAAAACUACAACAUUCAUUUGAAGAGUAUAUAUAUUGAUGGAUCUGCCGAGCAUCUUAAUAUGGAAACUUUGACAAAUUAUUCGACUUUCUUAUACAGUUUAUGUAUAGAAGAAAACUGAUUUUGAGAAGAGUUGGUAUACAGAUAUGACUUACAGGUGAACUACUAAAUAUUCUAAAUUCAGAAAAUCAUGUUACAAAUGCAAAAUGAAAAUUGAGUUCAGAAAAAAUAAAUAUAAAAACCAAAAGAACUGCAGAUGCUGUAAAUCACAAUCAAAAACAGAAGUUACUGGAAAAGCUCAGCAGGUCUGACAGCAUCUUUGAAGAGAAAUCAGUUAAUAUUUUGGGUCCUCAGAACAGUUCUCGCCCAAAAAGUUUAACUUUGAUUGUUCAUCACCAGUGCUGCCAGAGCUGCUGAGCUUUUCCAGCAACAGUAAAUAACGUUGGAUAAUUGAAUUUGCUGCUGAUUUUAAUUUUAGUUCAGCAAAAAUCCAAAAAUGAUUUUCUUUUUGAAAGUGUCUUACUUCCAGGUUAAUGAAGAUCCAUUACGAUAUUCCAGUGUGACCGUACAACAGAUCAAAAUAUCCUGAUAGCUGUUCUUUUUCAGGCGUGGUUUCUUUACCAACCUCACUAAUGGUGUCAGUUAUUUAGAGUUAUAUGCUGAUGUUGCUGGCAGUAAUAAGUGCUUGAAAUACAUAAUACCAGUUUUAAUUCAUGGCUUGAGUUUUGAUUUGAAUGGUUGAAUUAAAAUAACAUUGAAUUAUUAUGAAAUAAAUCGGAAGAGUUCCCAGAAUUUAUUUGUAACUAAAUCUUUUUGGCUUUUAUUAAGACAUCAUUAGGAUGCUGGCAGUGUUAUGAAGUAACUGUCCUUUAACCAGUGUCAAUUGAUUCUAAUUAGACUUACUUCAGACCAUCAGUAAAUUAGUUUAAUGGACAUUCUAAGUAGCAGCUUCCAGUUUGGAAAAAUAAUUGCUAUUGUACUUUGUAUAGAAACAUUCUGAUGUAAACUUAUUUUUAAAACCUUGCUUGUAUAAUCAUAUCAUGUUUACUAUACAGUGAAGUGGAAUUUCAUAUUUUUGCACUUUCCUUUCAGGCUCAGGAUUGUUUUACAUUUUAGGCAGAACUUUUUUUAAGCCACACAGUAAAUAAGCUACAAUAUAAUUUCAAUUAAAUAUUCAUGUCACUAAAUUGUUUAGAAAACCAGUAAAAUCACAUUAAUUUCUCUCAAUUAUUUAAUUGAAAGAAAAUAUUUCAUGAGGUGAUUAAAUAGCAUUUAACAUCAUCAAUGUGGCAGAAAUAAAUGAAUUUCUAAUUUCCAACGUAUUCCAAAACUGUCUUCAGGUUUGAAUUAGAAUGACCGAUACUGUUCACAUAUUUCCAGAGCAGUCAGGGAUGGGUGGUAAACGUCGGCCUAUCCUGGCUCCCAUGAAUGAAUAAAAAUAAUGAGAUAUCAGUAUGAUAGAUUGUUAAUCACAAUGGUGCUGCUGAUGACUGAUUUUAAAACUCUUAGAACAGUUGAUACACAAUUUAUGUACGCUCAUUUCAUGCUCAAAUUUCGAUUAAGUUGUUGAUAACACGGAUUGUCGUAUCAUUGAUUUCCAUUAUGUGAAUGAGGUGUGUCAAUCAGUGAUUGAGGAAUAUGUUUUUGCAGCAAAGGAUAUUGUUUCAAAAAAAAAUCAAUGUUUAAAAAGUGUGGCUUUUGGAAAUGAGAAGUAGCGACAUAGUUAAGCUACAGCAGCUAAACUUCAUUGACGAGAUAUAUCCAAACCGGUUUGCACAUUUGUAAAUAAAAAAAAAACAUAAUUUACUUUUUUAGAUGCUUUGUAACUUGCUUUGCUUUUGUGUUGAGCUUGUAAAUAUUAAACAUUUACUGUAGCUAAGAUGCAAUGUAAUGUAAAUUAUGUGCCUUUUUAAGGGUAAUAAAGUUGCUUUAUCAACUUGUAUAAUUUAUAUAUAUAUACUUCAUAACAGUCAAAAUUUCAGCCAAAUGCAUAAAGUUGUGAAGAAAGUGGUUUUCCUGUAUAUUUGCAAAAGUAGCUUAUAUCGAAAUAAUGAGGUGUGCUUUGAAAGCUGCUAAGAAAUCGUUUCCACAGUUUUGACGAGCAGGAAAAAUCUUUAUUUUUAAUAAAUCUUAAGUGAAGAGAA
This is a messenger RNA of Stegostoma tigrinum, 4930 nucleotides long. RefSeq names its product alpha-1,6-mannosylglycoprotein 6-beta-N-acetylglucosaminyltransferase (gene mgat5). Gene Ontology annotation, cellular component: Golgi apparatus. The transcript has 17 exons. The coding region runs from base 427 to 2655 and encodes 742 amino acids. Gene Ontology annotation, biological process: protein N-linked glycosylation. The record is from RefSeq and is a predicted model, not a curated record. NCBI's taxonomy places the organism in Eukaryota, Metazoa, Chordata, Chondrichthyes, Orectolobiformes, Stegostomatidae. Gene Ontology annotation, molecular function: alpha-1,6-mannosylglycoprotein 6-beta-N-acetylglucosaminyltransferase activity.